Messenger RNA from Aspergillus sclerotioniger CBS 115572, 1319 nucleotides. RefSeq lists its product as uncharacterized. The transcript has 2 exons. The record is from RefSeq and is a predicted model, not a curated record. Bases 27 to 1247 code for a protein of 406 amino acids. NCBI's taxonomy places the organism in Eukaryota, Fungi, Ascomycota, Eurotiomycetes, Eurotiales, Aspergillaceae.
UGAAGACGCAGGUCCUCCCUUUCAUCAUGGCGACCAAGCUGCCUGGAGAUCAAGGCGCAUGGGAUGACAAGGUGAAGAUUGAAAAGGCUGAGAAUAAGACGAUACAUAAUAUCCCUCUCACCUCGGCUUCCACCAUAAGUGAUGAGCAGUACUUGAUGCUCCGGGUUCUGUGGAAAGAACACCAAUUUGAUAAACUGGACGUAGUGAAAUUUGGCCUCGGAGAAUGGAAUAGCCAAGCCGUUGAAAUGCUGAAGACAUAUUCGUCCUGGACCCAGUACUGCAACAGCUUCUCCAGCGAUGUUGAGAAUGAGGGGAUCUUUGCCUUGGCCCAGUUCUAUCAGAAGCAAGUCGCGCUAAUUCCCGACGACCUCCCAUUUCGGUCCAAUCUGAUCAUCAGUUCGGUUGCACAUCACAUCCGGAGUCGAAUGAGAGGCCUUGUGUCAGGCAUCCAGAAACUCUCGUUCGAGACACCGACCAAGCCACCCAGUACACCACCAAAUCCGCCAAGCACCCUAGGUCGUGGCUCGGAGGAAGAGCUCGAUGAUAGCACAUUUGAGGAGACCCCGCCGGGACAACGGUCAUACGGACCCAAAGAGCUUCUGGAUUUGAGCUAUCCGAGAACUAAGGAUGAGCAAAUCGUCAACACAGCGCUGGUGGAUCUCUUGAAUGCAUUCAUUAUCCCCUACAAACUGCCCGUCUACUGGACAUUGCACCGCAAGCAAUUCAUAGCGACGUUUGAAAACGGACACUUUGAAGCUCGCACAGACGGAUGCCUUGAAGACAGGAGAUCCGAGACAUACGCAAUCGUGGAGGUCAAGCCAAUGCUACGUGAAAGGGAAAGCAUUCGAAUUCAAAUGCAGGAGUCGGCAGAAAUGGUUGCCUGGAUCAAGUCUGACCCCGACCCUGAUGGAUUCUUAAGUAGUUGCGGUCUCCGUGUGCUUGUGUCGCAGGACAGACACGAAAUCUUUCUUACGUUUGCCGACUAUGGUUUUGACUAUGUGAAGUAUCUUAACAACACACUAGGACCGGAUGAAAAGCCCGGGUUUCUUACAAUGCAUCAAUUCGGGCCUUGGGAUACUACGAGGGGUGGUGACAUGAAACAGCUAGGCAGUAUUCUACUCGCACUUGCUCUGAGAGCUAGGGCAAACCAUGUGAAUAACUCAGGGGUGCAGGCAUCGGCAUCAUCAUCAUCAGUCGUUUCCGGAGGCCUGGAAGUUGAAGCGGUACGUCGUUUGUCUGCAAGUUGAUUUCAUGAAGACCGAUUAUGGGCAGAGGUGGUAAUGAGCACUUGGUGACAGUCCUGUGUGAUAUAAUUUCCC